AUGAGCUUACUUCCAUACAGAAAUCUGGGUAGUUGCUUCAUAAACGGAGCCAAUGAGGGGUUAAAGGAACGAAUGACAUUCAUGUUGCAGCCAUCGAGAAUUGUGAGAAAAUCUAUAAAGUACUGCGCGCAGCACCUGACUACAAUUACCUCACACAUAAUCUUUAUCUUUUCUUUUGUAAUGUCCUUGAACGUGCUACAGCUCAAGGAAAACUACGGUCGUGAGCUACAGAAGAAUAAAGGAUUUAUUCCCUUUGAUCUAGAGCCUGGAGAACACAUCAAAUUUGCAACGAAAACCGCAAGACAAACCUUAGUUUUGACCCUGAAGUCAGGUCAAAAAUCUCCCGGUAUCAAUAUCAGUGCCAAAGAUGGAUAUUUGUACCUUACAAACCAACGACUUGUUUAUGUGACUUCAUCUCAAGGAGAUAUUAAUGACUUUUCAAUCACCAUCAAAUCACUACCAAACUUACAAUUCUCUCACUCGAUAAAAUCUCCCUGGUUUGGUGCCAAUUAUUGGCUGUUUUUGUACCAUUCAGCUGGCUUGAAUGGUGCAAUUGCAGGAGCCGAAUGGGUUGAAGGUUCUGUCAAAUUUUUGGAUGGUGGCCUCUUCGAGUUUGUUAAUUUGUUCGAUACUGUGGUGAAUAACGAGGUUAUCAACCACGAUAUCGACGAGGAGUUACCUCGCUAUAGUGAAGUGUAA
Messenger RNA from Meyerozyma guilliermondii ATCC 6260, 699 nucleotides. RefSeq lists its product as uncharacterized. The record is from RefSeq and is a predicted model, not a curated record. Gene Ontology annotation, molecular function: transcription coactivator activity; chromatin DNA binding. Gene Ontology annotation, cellular component: nucleus. The transcript has a single exon. The coding region runs from base 1 to 699 and encodes 232 amino acids. NCBI's taxonomy places the organism in Eukaryota, Fungi, Ascomycota, Pichiomycetes, Serinales, Debaryomycetaceae. Gene Ontology annotation, biological process: positive regulation of DNA-templated transcription.